Messenger RNA from Sesamum indicum (sesame), 1275 nucleotides. The record is from RefSeq and is a predicted model, not a curated record. Lineage: Eukaryota; Viridiplantae; Streptophyta; Magnoliopsida; Lamiales; Pedaliaceae.
GGCUGGGUGGCAAGUGGCAACUUUGAGCCAAGGGAUGGGGAAGCAAAAGCAGCCGGAACUCGCCGCCGAUCGUCCGGACGGAGUCGUUUCUGAUACUUCAGGCAUGUUCUGAUGGUGAAUGCUGAUUUGUUCUUAUUUUCAGUGAUUCAGGGUUUUGUUGUUCCGAGAUGCUGAAGAAUUAUUAUCAUAUACAUCCGAUUUGGAAGAGCAUCCAGGUCGCUGAAGAAGAAAAAUGCCAUAAUCUAGAAUCCUCAUUGUCCCAGGUUCCUCGUGGCCAGAGAUCAAAAGGGAGAGGGACGGAAAAGGUGACAGCAGCGCAAGAUGCUGGAAGCAAUGACAUAAGCAUUAUGGCAGUAAGCAGAAGUCAACUCGAUUUUGCUGCACAUCCACGGAAACCUCGGAAUGUGAGGACCAAACGGGCAGCAGAGCCUAGUGAUUCUGAAGUUACUUGCGAACGUUCUCUCCGUAGUUGCAGACAAUUGAGGAGGCUGAAGUGUAGCACCACGGUUGUUCAGAAAUGGGGAAAAUUAGACUCUGAAAAAUUUGAAGUAUACAUGGAGAGUGUAUGGAGAAGAUUUACGGAAGAGAGAAAGAAUAUAUUUACUUAUCUGGAUUCCUUGUGGUUUUCCUUGUACGCAAAAGAACCACUUAAAACAAAGGUGUUGAGUUGGAUCAAGAGGAAAGACAUAUUCUCAAAGACGUAUGUUUUUGUUCCAAUUGUACAGUGGGGUCACUGGUUUCUUUUAAUCUUUUGUCACUUUGGUGAAAGUCCACAGUCAACAACCAAAAGGCGCUGCAUGUUGUUGCUGGAUUCACUGCAAAAGGCCAAUUCGAAGCAGCUAGAACCUGAAAUUAGAAGAUUUGUCUUUGACAUAUUUAAAAUUGAAGCGCGGCCAGAAAAGAAAGAGCUAAUCAGUAAAAUUCCUCUUUUGAUUCCUAAGGUACCGCAACAGAAAUAUGGUGAAGAAUGUGGAUUGUUUGUUCUCUAUUACAUAAAUCUAUUCUUAGAAAUGGCUCCUGAUAACUUUAGCUUUUCCAUGGGCUACCCUCAUUUUAUGAAAGAAGACUGGUUCACUCAUGAAGAAGUGGAAUCCUUUGCCAAAGGACUGGACUCGAUGAAUGAAACUUCUGCCCAUUCAGAUUAAUGAUUCUUAAUAGUUAUAUUUAUAUAUGAUGUAUUGCUAAUCAGUGACUUUUGGCAAUAAGAAGGUAAAUGAUGUACAGUGAAUCAAUCAGAUUUAGGACAAGUGAAUUUAUGUUGGCCUUGGCAGUAAA